Messenger RNA from Saccostrea cuccullata (small rock oyster), 2303 nucleotides. RefSeq names its product elastin-like. The record is from RefSeq and is a predicted model, not a curated record. The transcript is spliced from 4 exons. Bases 45 to 2189 code for a protein of 714 amino acids. NCBI's taxonomy places the organism in Eukaryota, Metazoa, Mollusca, Bivalvia, Ostreida, Ostreidae.
ACUUAUCCACAGGUUCUGACAAUUAACCAAGUAUCACUCUCAAGAUGAUCCAUCCUGUCGUUAUCCUCUCUGUUUUUGCUGCCAUUUCUGCAAUCCCUGUCCCAAAGGAUUAUUAUCCAAAAUCAGGAUGUGGUCAGUUCGGAUGUUCACAGGGAACCCACGUUAUUCAACAACAAGGGAUUAUUGGGGGCAUCGGGAACGAUGGUUUUAAUGCUGGCUUUACAGGGUUUGAUAGAAGGAACGGCGCCUCUGCAGCUUCUUCUGCCGCAGCAAGUGGUUUUGAUGCGUCUGCUUCCGCUUCCGCUGUUUCUGGUAACAGAGGGUUUGUUGGACACCCAGGAGUAAUAGGCUUGAACAAUGGACUUGGAUUUAAUGGAGUAAACCCUGGUGCUGCUACUGCUGCAGCAGUGACCUCUGACGCUGAAAGAAACGCUUUCCUUGGAAAUGCUGGACUUCAAGCUACUGCACCUUACAAUGGACCUUUUGGUCAUCAGGUUCCAAGCAUCAAUUACCCAUCUGGUCCUCUGGUGCAACCAAUCCCAAGUGUACAUUAUCCUACCCAGCAGAUUCUUGGUCAGUCCUCUGGAGCUUCUGCUUCAGCUAACUCUAUUGGUGCUGCAGCCUCUUCAGCUGCUUCAGGACUAGCAACUGGUGCCACACUUGGAUCUGGAAUUGGAAUGGGAGCUGUCUUGGGAUCCCAGUUAACAAGAAAUGUCGGUGGUCCAGUUUUGCAGCCAUUCCCAAGUGUUCAAUUUCCUACUAAUCAUGUUCUAGGUCAGAAUGCAGCAGCUUCUGCUUCAUCUGCUGCUUUGGGUGGUUCUGCUUCAGCUGCAUCUGCGGCUAACAUCGGAUCUGGAAUUGGAAUGGAAGGAGUUUUUCAACCGGAAUUUCCCAGCAAUAUCGGGGGUCCAGUUAUUCAUCCAGUCCAAGGUGUGUACCGUCCUCAAUUUCCUGUUGUCGGUCAAACCUCUGCAUCUUCUGCGGCUGCUGCUUCAGCCUUUCCAAACAGUGCGUCGGCUGCUUCAUCUGCUGCUGUAGGAUCUGGAGGAUUCAGCAAUAAUGGAAUUAUCCGGGGAGCAUCUGGUAUCAACAACUUAGUUCCUGGUAGAAAGAUGAUCCACCCUGUCGUUAUCCUCUCUGUUUUUGCUGGCAUUUCUGCAAUCCCUGUCCCAAAGGAUUAUUAUCCAAAAUCAGGAUGUGGACAGUUCGGAUGUUCCCAGGCAACCCACGUUAUUCAACAACAAGGAAUUAUUGGGGGCAUCGGGAACGAUGGUUUUAAUGCCGGCUUUACAGGGUUUGAUAGAAGGAACGCCGCUUCUGCAGCUUCUUCUGCCGCAGCAAGUGGUUUUGAUGCGUCUGCUUCCGCUUCCGCUGUUUCCGGUAACAGAGGGUUUGUUGGACACCCUGGAGUAAUAGGCUUGAACAAUGGACUUGGAUUUAAUGGAGUAAACUCUGGUGCUGCUACUGCUGCAGCAGUGACCUCUGAGGCUGAAAGAAACGCUUUCCUUGGAAAUGCUGGACUUCAAGCCACUGCACCUUACAAUGGACCUAUUGGUCAUCAUGUUCCAAGCAUCAAUUACCCAUCUGGUCCUCUGGUACAACCAAUCCCAAGCGUACAUUAUCCUACCCACCAGAUUCUUGGUCAGUCCUCUGGAGCUUCUGCUUCAGCUAACUCUGUUGGUGCUGCAGCCUCUUCAGCUGCUUCAGGACUAGCAACUGGUGCCACACUUGGAUCUGGAAUUGGAAUGGGAGCUGUCUUGGGAUCCCAAUUAACAAGAAAUGUCGGUGGUCCAGUUUUGCAACCAUUCCCAAGUGUUCAAUUUCCUACCAAUCAUGUUCUAGGUCAGAAUGCUGCAGCUUCUGCUUCAUCUGCUGCUUUGGGUGGUUCUGCUUCAGCUGCAUCUGCGGCUAACAUCGGAUCUGGAAUUGGAAUGGAAGGAGUUUUUCAACCGGAAUUUCCCAGCAAUAUCGGGGGUCCAGUUAUUCAUCCAGUCCAAGGUGUGUACCGUCCUCAAUUUCCUGUUGUCGGUCAAACCGCUGCAUCUUCUGCGGCUGCUGCUUCAGCCUUUCCAAACAGUGCGUCGGCUGCUUCAUCUGCUGCUGUAGGAUCUCGAGGAUUCAGCAAUAAUGGAAUUAUCCGGGGAGCAUCUGGAAUCAACAACAUAGUUCCUGGUAGAAAGACCUACUAAAUCUACGAAUACUCGAUAAUCGAUGUUGACUGUGAUAUUCAUAAGUUAGCAACCAUGGUGUCUGAAUUCCUUUUGUCUUAUUUAUUUAUUGAAUAAAUAAUUGUUCAAUGGUUA